Dothidotthia symphoricarpi CBS 119687 is the source of this 3336-nucleotide messenger RNA. Its product is annotated as P-loop containing nucleoside triphosphate hydrolase protein. The transcript has 2 exons. Gene Ontology annotation, biological process: translational elongation. Gene Ontology annotation, molecular function: translation elongation factor activity; GTP binding; GTPase activity. The coding region runs from base 434 to 3112 and encodes 892 amino acids. The record is from RefSeq and is a predicted model, not a curated record. NCBI's taxonomy places the organism in Eukaryota, Fungi, Ascomycota, Dothideomycetes, Pleosporales, Dothidotthiaceae.
CGGACCGCGCCUGCGCCUCCGCCAUGAUAAACCUACGACGACCUUCAGCUCACCGACACCACAUCACUUCAUUGCACCCACGCCUCAUCUUCAAUCUACAGCGAAGUCUACGUUUUCUACGACGAUGUCUUUCCUUCUCUUGUGAACGCCGAAUUGGCAGCCACCCAGAACUCCUUCCCGAGUUCUCCUCGACUAUCGCUUGACGAAGCCUCUCUCUCAUUUGCGCUCUGUUCCCGCCAAAAUGCUUCCAUUACUGACGCAACUGUUCCGGACACAUUACUCUCACACAAAUUCACGAUCUUUAUUACGUUAAUGCAGUAAUUCAUAGUAGCAAUACGCAUCCACGUAUCCUCAGGAUCCCGGAUACCUACUGCACGGCCCUACCAACAACCAUAACUACUAGCACAAAUAAGCCUAGCGAAACAACAACAACAUGGCUUCCAUCUUCACUUUUGACCCAGAUCCCCCGCGGGUGUCGUCGCCAUGGGCGAUGCCUCCUGUUGGCGAUCCUGCGAGUAUGUCGCCUCAACAUGGCACCAAGCUUCAUUCCUCAAAACUCGGUGUCGAUGAGGAACAACAAUCGAAUGCAAGAGCCCGGACUUCUGUUGUGGAUUACAGCACUAUUACACGAUUAGAGGCUGAACCACAGGAGGGCCCCACGGAAUACAAGCUCCACUUGCUUCUUCGACGACGACGAUCGUUCACUCGUGCCACCACUAGCACAGGACGCCACAUUUCAGGUUCUCUGCGUCGCUGUGAUAUUCCAACUCCAAUACCUGGAGGCCGUAGCGUGUCCGAAUCUGGCCACUUAUCCAAUACCCCACCUCCCCUGUCGUCGACACAGUCUCGACAACAUCGUCUUGAGCAGUUGACCACUCAACUGCUGUGGCGUCUGCAACAAUCAUGCCCCUAUCACAUAUCCUCGUCAAUGGCGCCAGUUCUCCCACACCUUCCGAAUGAUGAUCGACUGCCCAGUCCGGAUAUGUCGCAACGGCUUCUUCCCGGACUGGAGGAGAGCAAAGGAGCGCUUUACGAAAUUGGCGUUGCCGACGAUGGUACAAUUGUAGGCUUAGCGGAAGAUGAGAUGGAGGAGAGUCUUAAUAACUUGCGCGCCAUGGCCGAAAGCUUAGGUUGUGGCGUGCAAGUACUUCGCAGAGUAGCUGUGGGAGAAUGUGAGUGGGUGGAAGGUAUUGGUACCCAGCAGCAAAAUGUGUUUACAUCGACACUGUUGGUUGCUGAAGCUCUAGUGCGUCCGGAACAGCAUCUCAUCGACCCCAUGGAGAAGACUCAGCAACACACCAGUCACUUGCAGGUAGAGUCCGUAAGCGAUACAUCAUCCUUAGCUGCCUCAAUCAGUGAGACCCGGACAAUGGUGGAACAACUACGGGUUUCUUUAACUGGCGCGACGACUUCCGGUAAAUCCAGUUUACUUGGUACCUUGUCAACUACAACAUUGGACAAUGGGCGGGGGAAAAGCCGUUUGAGUCUCCUCAGGCACAGACAUGAGAUUGCAUCAGGCAUGACAAGCUCCGUGACGCAAGAGCUUAUAGGCUAUCGCGAUGUUAUUGGCAAAGUGGGGGCGACCACAACUCAGGUGAUCAGCUACGGCUCUGGAGAUGUAUCGUCAUGGAUCGACAUACACGCCUCUGUAGAAGCCGCGGAGCAGGGACGCCUAAUCUUUCUCUCCGAUUCUGCAGGGCACCCCCGCUUCCGAAGGACGACUGUUCGCGGCAUUGUUGGCUGGCAACCGCAUUGGACACUGGUUUGCGUUCCCGCGGACAGUACUGAUGAACCAUCUGGUAAAUCUGGCGCUUCACCUGCCUCCCAAGAUCUUCUCGGCCCUACUACAGUAGAUUUGGACCUAUCGCAAGCACACCUCCAGCUUUGUCUCGACCUGGAACUGCCGCUUGUGGUGGUCAUUACCAAGUAUGAUCUCGCUACCAAGGCCGGCCUGCGUCAAACACUAUCCAAAUUGUUGUCAGCACUCAAAGAUGCUGGUCGGAGACCAUGCAUCAUCUCCGAUCCGUCGACAUCCGUUUUGGAGGCGGACUUGCUCACAGUGUCCACAGCCGACUUGCAAGAAGCUGCUGGCGUAGUGCAGCUUUUGGAAGCAUCGCCAUUGGUGGCAGUACCAAUCAUACUCACAAGCGCUGUCAAAGGAACGGGCAUCAACAAACUACAUGCCUUCCUUCGCCAACUGCCUCUCCCGCCCCAGGCAGCGGCUCCACCCACAAUAUCGCUUUCUAACCUAUUCUACAUCGAAGACGUAUACAGUGUCAAGAACGGAACCGUGUCUGAUCGAGCAGCAAUCAUCGGCGGCUAUCUACGUUAUGGUGUUUUGAAAGUAGGAGACGAGCUACUUCUUGGACCAUACCCAGUAGACAUCAGCUCAGACGACAGUGAUAGUGGGAGUGGGAGACCUGCACAGCGAAACUCGCUCGUACAAACAUCUAAAUCCUUCCCUGGCGCUCUGAAAAAGUCUCACGACAGAGAUGUGAUCUCACGCGACCGACACAGUGAAUGGCGACGCGUCCGCAUCACCUCGCUGCGCAACCUGCGCCUCCCCGUUAGAACGUUAUGCGCAGGUCAAGUCGGCACCAUGAGCAUCAUGCCCAUCGACACACCGAUGUCGAGCGGGGCAAUCAACAGAAUCAGGAAGGGAAUGGUGUUGGCUGACCGCGAAGCUAAGGCGUCAAGAGUCAUGGCUGUACGAUUUGAGGGCAACCAGGCGCAAGGCGUCAGUAACCUUGGUAUUGGAAGUGCAGCCGUCGUGUAUGUUGCCAGUGUCAGAGCAUCGUCCAAGGUCGUGUCUGUUGCUACGGAGACUGUGCCUGUUGAGAAUGAUAGGAACGAGGAUGUCGACGAAGAUGAGGACGAGGAUGCGUUUGGUUUUGGCUUCGACGACCAGGCGGACCCGGAGCCUACACAUGAAAUGGCGUCAGCGACAGUGGUCACUUUCCAAUUCAUCGCCACGAGAGAAUUUGUCGAAGUGGGCGCCAAGGUGUUGGUCAUGCCGGGAGGUGGGCCUGGGCUGUCGGGAGGCAACGAGAGGGGCGCAAAAGGUGUUGCUGGUCUUGAGGGUUUUGUGGGCAGAGUUGUUGAGGAACAGUGAAGACAGAUCGUUUGAUUGUCAUGCAACGCAGUAUUGAUUCAUCGAGUGGUUGUUGUGCUUAGUACUGGCGUUGGUUGGUUCUGUGCUGGAAUUUUGUUGUUUUGGGUUUGUUUUGUACGUUUUGAUUUUGUAUGCUAUGAUUUGACUCGACGUCUAGCAUUCAAUUAUCUGUAUCUCUGUUGAAGAUUUUGCACCCCGAAUCUGCGCUCGUGUUUGACGGCCAU